GACGGAUGCGUGUCCUAUCCUUUCCUGUUCUCUCUACCCUCACAUUCUCUGACCCAGACACCCUUCUGUUCAGACUCUGUCUGCUUCACUCUUCCUUUCUACUGUCCACGUCCUUUUCUCUCUAUCCUGGAAGGGAGUCAGUGACCCUCUCUGCUUCUUUAUCUCUACUUCCUUUAUCUCCUGGUUCUUUCGUCCUCUCCCCUCCUCUUUAUUCUUCUUUCUCUAUCCACACCUCCUUCUCUUUAGCUUUCUCUCUCCACCUCCUCCCCCCGGCUUUGCUGAUGAUCCACUCCUCCUCCUUUACUGAGCUUUACCCCAAAUCCCGCCCGUUCCCCAUCCAACGGCUCAUUGGAUCCGAAUACUUUAUCGUCGAUCUUGGGGUUCAGUGUUUCUCAGACUCGGACACUAGGCCCCAAAUCCCCGGGCUCAAGUGACAGCGGCGACCCCACACAGUCACGGACAACGGCGAUUCGCGCAAGCGCACAGCGAGGGCACCGGUUGAAGGCAGUGAUUCUCCGACCCAGCCUCAGUGCGGAAUUGUCAUCAACAGCCCGUCCAGCACACAGGAAGUUUUUAAAGACCCCACCCAGUGAUAUAUUGUCAGCCUGAAGCCCAGCGAGUUUGUGUGGAUUGCUGUCCUUCUGAAGGUAUUUAGGGAAUGUGUGAUGUCCACGAGUGAUGGAUAUUGAAAAGCUGGUGCACAUCGCUGAAACCCUGGAGAAGAUUGUGUUGAGAUGCUUUGGACCUGAUGGCGGUCAGGUGCUGUUUGUCCGAGAUACCGGAGAUAUCCACAUCACCAAGGAUGGAUGCAGAAUACUGGAGUCGCUGCUCCUGGACCACCCGGCUGCCAGGUUGAUGGUACAGAGCAUGUCGGCUCACUGCAGACUGACGGGAGACGGAGCCAAGUCCUUCAUCCUGCUGCUGGCCGCCAUGCUGCGGGGAGUCAGGGCAGAGACCAGAGGGCAGGGCCCUGCCAGGAGACACUGGCUGGUCAGGGGGUUGGCCAGGCUGGAGCGGGAGGUCCUGGAGCCGGUGCUGGGGAGGGAGCUGGCCCCGCACUGUGCCCAGGCUCUCAGUGCCCGGGCUGGGCAGCUGCAGCUGCCAUCCGAGCAGGCAGCCCGAGUGCUGGGGGCCUACUUCAGGGGUAAAGUGGGGCUGACCCACGCCCCCCUGCUGUCACAGCUGGCCUGUGACUACAUUGAGCGACUGGGAGGGGGCCAGGCUGAGCGGGGCCUGGGGCUGGCAGCUGACUGUUUCCCAGGCCUGCAGGUGACGGUGCCCGGUCUUCCUGUGUCCAGCAGCCGGGUGCUGGAGGGUCUGCUGCUGAGCCGAAGCACAGCUCUGCCCUGCAGCCAGGCCCAGACCCAGAGCCCAACCCGGGUGCUGGCAGUGGGAAAAAGCCUGCUCCCCAUUCUGACCCAGGCCGGAUCCACCCUGAAGCCAGAAGGGCCGGCAGGGCUGGCCCGGGCCCGGGGCUGGACUCAGGCCCAGGCGGAGGAGACGCUAGCCCGCCUGCAGGCCCUGGGGGUCAGGCUGCUGCUGUCGGGGCCCAGGCAGCCGGACUAUGUGUUGGAGCAGGCCCAGAGACGAGGCCUAUCGGUAGUGCACUGCCUCCCAGACGAGGAGCUGGCCCUGCUCAGGAGGCUGACCGGAGCAGAGACACACUACCGCUUGUCACAGGUCACCCUGCUGGACACCCUGCCCGCCAGCUUUGUCAGCACUGCUCCCAUCCUCCCCCGCACCCAGCUCCUGCUCGGUCUCCCCGGUCUCCAGGGCUGCCAGCCCCACUGCCUGCUGGUCUGUGCCCCCACCAUCGGCUUAGCACGGCAACUCCAAGAUGCUCUCCACGGGGCCUUCAAACUACUCAGGCUCCUGCUGCCUGAAACAGCAGAUCUCCAUGGAAGGAACGAGAGACAGGGGAUUGGGGAAUUGGGGAGAGAGGGCGAGAGACAGGGGAUUGGAGUGGGGAGAGAGGGGGACAGACAGGGGACUCGGGAGCUUGGAAGAGAGAGACAAGGUACUGAGGACCAAGAGAUUGGGAGCAACAGACAGUGGACUGGGGAACGUGAGAUAGGGAGUGAGAAACCAGGAACUGGGCAGUGGGUAAAUGAGAGACAGGUGACUGGGGACCUGAGGAGAGAAAGUAAGGGGAAGGAAUCGGGUGAACUGGGAGGUGUGAAACAAGGAACAGUACAGCUGGUCAGAAACGAGGAUGAAACGAAGAGUAUGCAGACAACUGAAGAAGGGCAGCACUACCAUGCAGGAGUCCCGUUAGCUGAGCUGGGCAGCUGUGAGCUGCCAGCUGGGAGUGUCCUACCUACAGGGGGUACCUUUGAGUUCCUUGUACACCAUUACCUCUGUCGUGUGUCUGGCAGUCUACGGCAGAUCAACACCAGGGUGGCGUGCAGGAUUGUUGCAGAUGCCUUGCUGAAUAUCCCCAGGCACCUUCAUCCCUGGGCGGAGCGGGGAGGGGCCUACCUGCAGGCUCAAGCCGAUUUUGCAGCUAACCAUCGAGAACAAAGAGUACGGCCGGUGAUGGAGUGUCCCCUCGAGGUGGUGGCCGCUAAACAGCGCCUGCUGGUUUCUGUUCUCCAGUGCCUGAGGAGCCUGCUCACCAUCGACUCCAUCAUCCCUGUCCACGGCAAACUCCGGAAAAAUCUACAGAGAGAUGGUGGGGACUCGGAGUAACCAGUGACCCAGGGAAAGUGGUUGUUUGUCACCGGGGGGAGCCUGUCAGUGUCAGCUGUUUAUCACCUGGGCAGAGCCUGUCACUGUCAGCUUUCUGUCACCGGGGGGGGGGAGCCUGUCACUGUCAGCUGUUUAUCACCGGGGGGUGGGGGGGAGCCUUUCACUCUCAGCUUUCUGUGACCCAGCGGGGGAGCCUGUCACACUCAGCUUUCUGUCACUGGGGGGAGCCUGUCACUCACAGCUUUCUGUCACCGGAGUGGAGCCUGUCAUUCUCAGCUUUCUGUCACCAGGGAGGGGGGGAGCCUGUCACUGUCAGCUGUUUAUCACCGGGGGGUGGGGGGGAGCCUUUCACUCUCAGCUUUCUGUGACCCAGCGGGGGAGCCUGUCACACUCAGCUUUCUGUCACUGGGGGGAGCCUGUCACUCACAGCUUUCUGUCACCGGAGUGGAGCCUGUCAUUCUCAGCUUUCUGUCACCAGGGAGGGGGGAGCCUGUUACUGUCAGCUUUCUGUCACUGGGGACAGCCUGUCACUGUCAGCUGUUUAUCACUCUGGGUUAGCCUGUCACUGUCAGCUUUCUGUCACUGGGGGGGAGGGGGGGAGCCUGUCACUGUCAGCUUUCUGUCGCCAGUGGGAGCCUGUCACUGUCAGCUUUCUGUCACCGGGGGAGCCUGUCACUGUCAGCUGUUUAUCACCCGCGCAGAGCCUGUCACUGUCAGCUUUCUGUCGCCAGGGGGAGCCUGUCACUGUCAGCUGUUUAUCACCCGGGCAGAGCCUGUUACUGUCAGCUUUCUGUCGCCAGGGGGAGCCUGUCACUGUCAGCUUUCUGUCACCGGGGGAGCCUGUCACUGUCAGCUGUUUAUCACCCGGGCAGAGUCUGUCACUGUCAGCUUUCUGUCGCCAGGGGGAGCCUGUCACUGUCAGCUUUCUGUCACCAGGGGGGAGGCGGGGGAGCCUGUCACUGUCAGCUUUCCGUUGCCGGUGGGGGAGCCUGUCACUGUCAACUUUCUGUCGCCAGGGGGAGCCUGUCACUGUCAGCUUUCUGUCACCGGGGGAGCCUGUCACUGUCAGCUGUUUAUCACCCAGGCAGAGUCUGUCACUGUCAGCUUUCUGUCGCCAGGGGGAGCCUGUCACAGUCAGCUGUUUAUCACCCGGGCAGAGCCUGUCACUGUCAGCUUUCUGUCGCCAGGGGGAGCCUGUCACUGUCAGCUUUCUGUCAUCGGGGGAGAAGCCUGUCACUGUCAGUCAUUUGUCUUUUGGGGACAGCCUUUCACUCUCUAUCACCCGGGGACAGCCUGUCGUUGUCAGCCAUUCUUCACUGGGGCCGUUUAUGGAUCAGUUGUCAUUAUGUGGCCCACCUGAGCCUGUUAAUGAGUUUGUUAAGAUGUUGGAGCCAAUUCCCCACUGCGUUCAUAUUGAAAACCUCCGUGAGUUAGCCCUCCAUUGCCACCAUACAGGAGUAACAUCACGCUGCUGUUCCCAGCAAACGCUGUGCCUCGCCUCUUGGUUAUUGUCUCAAUCCGGGCUGAAGCACAUAAGUUCAAGCCUGCACUGUACCGUCGAAGAUGCUGUCUUUCCGAGCAGUAUUAAGCUGCUGAACCAUCUGUUCACUGAAGUGGAUGUGGAAGAUCCCGUGACGCAGUUUUGGAAAGACAGUGUUAUCCCCACCCAGCUUAUAUCCAACCCACAAUAUGUGUUUUCAUUCCUUCCAAUGAUGAGGACAUCACUGGCCAAGCUGGGGUUUGUGUUCCAGUCCAGAACUCACUCUCCGCAGUGAGACACAGACUCUGGAUCAGUGACUCUCUUUACACAGUGAGAGACAGACUCAACAAAAAAAAUUCAUUUGUCGAUGAGUUUAUUCUGUUUGGAUAAUAAAUUUCUAUAAUAAUA
Molecule: messenger RNA, 4576 nt
Organism: Stegostoma tigrinum
Lineage: Eukaryota; Metazoa; Chordata; Chondrichthyes; Orectolobiformes; Stegostomatidae
Gene: bbs10
Product: Bardet-Biedl syndrome 10
Exons: 5
Coding region: 679-2688 (669 amino acids)
Biological process (GO): chaperone-mediated protein complex assembly
Molecular function (GO): ATP binding
Source: RefSeq, a predicted model, not a curated record